Molecule: messenger RNA, 1534 nt
Organism: Tripterygium wilfordii
Lineage: Eukaryota; Viridiplantae; Streptophyta; Magnoliopsida; Celastrales; Celastraceae
Product: ATPase family AAA domain-containing protein 1-B
Exons: 5
Coding region: 125-1300 (391 amino acids)
Cellular component (GO): mitochondrial outer membrane
Molecular function (GO): ATP hydrolysis activity; ATP binding
Source: RefSeq, a predicted model, not a curated record
CUCAUUCCCUUCCUUACCCGCCAAGGACACUCGAAACCGAAAAGGUUUCCUUUGGACAAUUUAUACAGCUUUUCGCACUGAAGUCGUUAAUCGAAGAAGACCAUAUCAGAAAUAAAGGAACAAGAUGGGAGGUUCUUCCGAGACGAAGUUCUUGCAGGAACUGGUGUUGUACGCGGCAAGUGCGGCGCUUAGCUGCUUGGUUUUGUUCGCGGGGCUCCGACACCUCGACCCCAACCGGGAGGCCUCCAAGAAAGCCCUCCAGCACAAGAAGGAAAUCUCCAAGCGCCUCGGCCGUCCUCUCAUUCAGACCAAUCCUUACGAGGAUGUGAUAGCUUGUGAUGUUAUAAAUCCUGAUCAUAUUGAUGUGGAAUUUGAUACCAUUGGAGGAUUAGAAACCAUCAAACAAGCUUUGUAUGAACUGGUUAUUCUUCCACUUCGGAGACCCGAGCUGUUUUCGCAUGGGAAGCUUCUCAGUCCCCAAAAAGGGGUGUUGCUAUAUGGGCCCCCCGGUACUGGAAAGACUAUGCUUGCAAAAGCAAUUGCAAAAGAGUCUGGAGCUGUUUUUAUUAAUGUGAGGAUAUCUAAUUUGAUGAGCAAGUGGUUUGGUGACGCACAAAAACUUGUGGCUGCUGUAUUUACCCUGGCUUAUAAACUCCAGCCUGCUAUUAUAUUUAUUGAUGAGGUUGAUAGUUUUUUGGGUCAGCGUCGUACUACAGAUCAUGAAGCAUUAACAAACAUGAAGACUGAGUUUAUGGCUUUAUGGGAUGGGUUUACCACAGAUCAGAAUGCGCGGGUUAUGGUUCUUGCUGCAACUAAUCGUCCAUCGGAACUUGAUGAAGCGAUCCUCCGUCGUCUUCCUCAAUCCUUUGAGAUUGGGAUGCCUGACCGGCGAGAAAGAGCUGAGAUUCUGAAGGUCAUUCUGAAAGGCGAGAAGGUUGAAGAAAGCGUUGACUUUGAUUACGUAUCCAGCAUGUGUGAGGACUACACAGGUUCAGAUCUCUUGGAACUAUGUAAGGAAGCAGCCUACUUCCCAAUCAGGGACCUACUAGAUGAGGAGAAGAAGGGCAAAAGAUCUUCUGAACCAAGGCCAAUGUUACAGUCAGAUUUAGAGAAAGUUCUUCUUACUUCCAAAAAGACCAGGGUUGCCGCCAGCGAGUACAAUAGCCUAAACUCACAAUCGCCAAGAUGGUCGAGAUCUAGAGACACAGAUGAUAAUCAGGUUCAUUCUGCAAUUAAUGAGCUAUCUAGGCUUGUGGUUUCCCAAAUAUUAAAUAUUCAAUCAGAUAACCAAGAUCCUUGAAAUCUUGUCUUUGCCACAUUCUCCAGAUACGUUCUAGUCUUUGUAAAAUCAUGACGUGAUUUUUUAGUCUGUGGAGUGUUUUACUUUUUGGUGUUAUGUGAGAUUGAAGUAUCUUAAGGCAGGUGUUGCACUUUGGUUUUGAAAUGCCAUCCAACAUAUUCUUAAAUGUCUCGAGGAUAUCACAUUUUGACUUAGCAUUAAUGCUUUUAUUGUUUACCCUGCCCUGCUGCAUUA